AAUUGUGCGCAUGCGCAGAACAUAACUUUCGUUUUAGCGCCCAAGUUUUACACGUAGCGCGUGAUUAAAGAGUAAAACGAAAACGAAACUAUGCCACCAAAAAAGACUGGCAAAGCCAGAGCAAAAACAGCUUCGAAAAAGAAAGCCAAGGCUAAUACAGUCGGAGCAAAAAAGCCUGUGAAAGUGAAAACCAAGAAGAAUCCAGGAAAAAUACCUGCAGGUCCCAAAAAAGAAAAAAAUCCAAAGCCAGCAGCUAAGGGAAACAAACCUGCACCUCCCAAAAAGGAAACAAAUCCAAACCCAGGAAUUAAGACACCGAAGAAGAAACCCAAAGCUGAUGCAGGGAAAAAACCUGCACAUCCCAAAAAGGACAUGAAUCCAAGUCCAGGAAUAACGUCACCAAACAUGAAACCCAAAGCUGAAGCAGGAAAGAAGCCAAUAACCAAGAAACAAAACACAGAUCCAGUGAAAGGAUCAGUGAAAUCGAAGAAGAGAAAAAAUCCUAAUCUAGCACAAGGUCAGAAUCCAGCAAAAAGAAAGAGGACAUCUCUAGCAUCUGAGGAUAUGUCAAUGUUUUCUAAUUAUCGGCAACCAGCUCCGGUUCAGCCCAUUGUGCAUGCUCCUGUUUCCAUGGGUAACAUCACAGUACAAACAUCUGGAAAGAGUGAUUACUACCAACCCUUAGCUAUCCUAGUGAAUAGAUUUAAUAACGAUGAAGUGAUCAACCAAAGAGUGACCAACGAUGCUGCAGUGUCUGCACAGAGCCAUAAAAUAGACAACUCUCAAACUGGAAACAAGAAUGAUACAGAUGAAAAUCAGCUGUUUCUAAGGAAAUACUGUGCUGAGUUAAUCGACAAAAUAAAAAACGUCACUGAAAUCGUCGAUCACCUCAAAUUAGGAAAUGAACAAGCAGCGAUAGUACGAGCACGGAGGACCGAACAGGAAAAGAUGAGGACGCUUUUGGGGUUUACAACCAGCAAAAGCGCUGCAAAGGAUCUAGUCUUAGGCUUGUGGCGCUGCGCACGUGAUGUCAUGGAAGACCUGACCGACUCCAACUGAAGAUCCACGAAUAGAUUCCAGCUCUGAUGGAUCACUCCUGAUUUCGUCAAUGCGCGACCUUCAAAGGGUCAUAUCACAUUUCUCAUGUUUUUAUCAUUUUUUAAAAAAAUUUUAUUAUUAUUUCAUUAAAUAAUUUUU
Molecule: messenger RNA, 1197 nt
Organism: Hemibagrus wyckioides
Lineage: Eukaryota; Metazoa; Chordata; Actinopteri; Siluriformes; Bagridae
Exons: 17
Coding region: 91-1059 (322 amino acids)
Source: RefSeq, a predicted model, not a curated record